Microcebus murinus (gray mouse lemur) is the source of this 5849-nucleotide messenger RNA. The record is from RefSeq and is a predicted model, not a curated record. Lineage: Eukaryota; Metazoa; Chordata; Mammalia; Primates; Cheirogaleidae.
AUGCUGUAUUCGCCUCACUUUCCUGAUGGAAAACAAGAGGCUCAGAGCAGCGACAUGGCUUGCCCAAGGUCAUGUAGAUGGGCACUGAACUCAGGUUGGCCCAGAGUCUUUGACAACAAUGUUUAAGGCCUCCAAUUCCUGAUAGUGCAUGCCCACUCCAGACGUCCCCAAGCUGUCCCUGCUUGAGUCAUAGGCUGAGGAGGAGGGGCACAGAUAGGGGAGCAGAAAUCAGAGCCGGGCUCCUGGGGACACUACAGCUCCAGCCAACCCUGGAGGGAGCAGAUGCAGGCAGAAAAGACGGGCUGUGGAGGAAGAGCAGCAUUCUGGUGCGGGUCUGGCUAAGCAAGGGACUAGAGGCAGGAAAGGACUCCAGUGUUCAGGGCUGGGAACGCGGCCGGCUGGGCUGCCCUGCGCACAGCUGAGGAGGGCCUGCGGGACAGCCGCCCGCCAGCAGGUCCUCGGCCUCGCUCCCAACGGCCACUCCAGGCAGCACAAAGGGGGCUCUGAGCUCUGCUGAGCACCACACUGAGCCCCAUUCAUUCUCUUAGGGAUGCCAGCAACUGCCCUGGCGCCCGGGCCAAGGUAGGCCCGGCCCUAGCACCGACAAGGCGUCUCCGCCACAACAACGCAGCCUGUCCCUGGCCGGGGUUCCCAGGGCUCCGCAUGUGCCCGCCUGCAGGGCUUCCCUUGCCUUGCGCCCAGUGCUCAGCAGCAGCAGCCGGGCCUUGCCGAGGCCCACAGUGUGCUGGCCGGGCCAGCAUUUGCCUCUUUCAUCCUCCCAACAACCCCAGGAAGUGGGGGCUGUUGAGACCCCGUUUCACAGAUAAGGAAACUGAGGCCCAGAGACACAAAGUCUCUUGUGCAGAAUCACACAGCAAGUCAGGAGCAGGCCUGGCCAGGAAGCCAGCACUGGCUGAUACCACAGCCUUGGCAGUUAGGCCAGGUCACACUGGAAAUGCCUCCUGGGAGAGAAGCCAGCACCCACCCUCUGCCUUCCACUAGGAAGACCCCCAGCUCCCGCCGGGCUGCAGGCCCCUCCCCUCUUCUGAGAACAACCUAGGGAUGGGAGGAGUGUCAGCCUGGGGCUUAGGACACCUAUUGCCUGUCUAUCCAGUCUCUGCUCCUUUUUAGCCUCAGUUUCCUCAUCUGGGAAAUGGGGACAGUGCUAGGAUUUGCCUCACAGGUCUGAAGUAAGGAUCCAAGUGGAGGGUCUGUGAGGCUUCCAGCUCUGUGCCCAGAACAUUGUCGGUGCUCAGUAGGAGGAAUUGGGGUUGUACCUCCCUUUUCCUCAAAGACUAUGGCCCAGAAACCCCAUCCUUUUAUUUGAACUUUGAGCAUUGGUCCCAACCAGGCCCGUGUGUGAGCAGGACCCUGCUGCCAUGGUCUGCCAUGGGACGUGUCGCUUCUCUCAGUGCCUUGGUUUCCCCUUCACCCCAUCAAGGAGGUUCAGCUAGGUCCUUCCCCACAAAGUCCGUCACCCAGCUGCCAGGUGGCUGGGGAGGCCAUGGGCAUGGAAGGUAGCACCUCAGGCUCUCCCGUGGGCAACUGGGUUCCAAUUCCAAGUGACCUCACUUUUGGGGCCAUUAUUUUUACGGAGGAAGCAGGAAGUGCCUCAUCUCAUCCCAGACUCCCUCUGUCACAGCCCCGAUGCCAGCCUGGGGUCCAGGAUAAACAUGCCGAUCCUCUGCGAGUUGACCGCAUAACCUGCACAUAUCCUCGUUCUAGAAAUCAGGCGACUGAGGCUUCAGAGAUGGAAGCAGCCUGUCAGCGGCACACAGAGCUGGCAUUUGAAGGCCCUGGUCUUGUGCCCCUCCUCCAACCCCAGCAGCAGCUGACACCCUCUGCAGGUGUCCAGGAUGACCUGUGUCAGGGAGGUGGCAUUUCCUCACCUCUGUCCUGCAUGCAGGCAUGCACACACGCUCGGGAAGUCUGUAGGGAAAGCACCAGCUUGGGAUUAAGGGGUCUGGAAGGGCGAGUUGUAACCCAGUCUGUGCCACCAACCCGCUGUGCUACCUGGAGAAAUCCUUCUGCCUCUCUGUGCCUGAGUUCCACCAUCUCUGCCCAGUGGGUGCGGUGGACCAAAUCAUCCAGCGUCCCUGCUAGCUGACUUGGCAGGCACCAGCUCCAUGCCAGGCUCUGCACCAAAAGCUGGACCCUGUGAGGUGGGCACUGCAGCUGGCCCCUGCUCACAAAGAGGAAAUGGAGGCUCAGGGAGGUGAGUUCCCUAGCCCAGGAUCACACAAUGACAAAAUGGCCCACCAAGAUUUGAACAUGGGUAUGGGUGGGCUGGAGUCCACAGGCCUAACCACAGCACUCUGCCGUCUGCCGCUGCCAGCCCAUCUCCCGGGUACUGGGGCUUAGAAUAAACUGCCCUGCACGUAGGCCGGAUGCCCCUCGCCUUCCCAGCCCGCUGGCCAGGCCCCCUGACAGCUGUUGGCAGGCCCCCAGCGGCCCCCGGCCGGUGGGCUCCGUUCCCAGAGCCCGUGGUUUGCUCCCAGACCUCCCAGGUCCCAUGGGCUUGCAGCCUGCCCCUGCUGCAGAGGCCAAGGAGGAGGUCCACUGGGGCCAGGACCGGGGCGGCCCCAGCCCCCGCCCCCUGCCAAGAGGGUGGAGUGGGUGGGGCUGUGGGAGUUUCACUGGUUUAAAAAUACACAGAGGAAGCGAGUGAGAGGGCGAGAGAAGGGGAAGGGGACGUGGGGAGGCACCUCAACCUUCCCGUCUAGAUCCUCAAGCCACCACUUGCUGGCUGACCAGCGGCUUUGCACGACUUGCCAAGAUGACAGAGGGGCCCAGGAAGGCCAGCAAAAAGUUCAGUGCACAGAGGCCGGCUGGAACACCCUGUCCCCGCCCCGACACACGCAGAGUUCUUCAAGUUCAAGGGCUUUGGGAGCCUCUCCAGCCUCCCUCGGUCCUUCACUCUGAGACGGUCCUCAGCCCCCAUCAGUAUCCAGUCCCGUCUGGAGCCUGACACCUUAGAGGCUACACAGGAUGACAUGGUGACAGUCCCCAAGAGCCCCCCAGCCUAUGCCCGCUCCAGCGACAUGUACAGCCACAUGGGCACCAUGCCUCGCCCCAGCAUCAAGAGGGCUCAGGAUCGAAAGGCUGCCCAGGAGGCCCAUGAGGUGGGCUCUAAGCCCAACCUUGUACCCCAAGGUCUGUCUGAGCCCCCAGGCUUGGAGGCAGCCAAAGAGGUGGUGGCGAUGGCCAAUGCCCCCCUGGAGGACACCUCAGCAAUGGAACCCAAGCCUCCAGCAGUAGAGGUGGACCCCAAGAGAAAGCCCGAGGAUUUUAUCGCCGACGUAGAGGAGGAGAGAGCUCCUGGGGGUGCACACCCAGAAAGGACCACUGGAGAGCAGGAGGCUGGCGGGGACUAUGUGAAGUUCUCCAAGGAGAAGUACAUCCUGGACUCAUCACCAGAGAAACUGCACAAGGAGUUAGAGGAGGAGCUCAAACUCAGCAGCACAGACCUCCGCAGCCAUGCCUGGUACCAUGGUCGCAUCCCCCGAGAGGUCUCGGAGACCUUGGUACAGCGCAACGGCGACUUCCUCAUCCGGGACUCGCUCACCAGCCUGGGCGACUACGUGCUCACGUGCCGCUGGCGCAACCAGGCCUUGCACUUCAAGAUCAACAAGGUGGUGGUGAAGGCAGGGGAGAGCUACACCCACAUCCAGUACCUGUUCGAGCAGGAGAGCUUCGACCAUGUGCCCGCCCUCGUGCGCUACCACGUGGGCAGCCGCAAGGCUGUGUCGGAGCAGAGUGGCGCCAUCAUCUACUGCCCCGUCAACCGCACCUUCCCGCUGCGCUACCUCGAGGCCAGCUACGGCCUGGGCCAGGGCAGUGGCAAGGCCGCCAGCCCCGCCAGCCCCUCGGGCCCCAAGGGCAGCCACAUGAAGCGGCGCAGUGUCACCAUGACGGACGGGCUCACUGCGGACAAAGUCACCCGCAGUGACGGCUGCCCCACCAGCACGUCGCUGCCCCACCCUCGGGACUCCAUCCGCAGCUGCGCCCUCAGCAUGGACCAGAUCCCAGACCUGCACUCGCCCAUGUCGCCCAUCUCCGAGAGCCCCAGCUCCCCUGCCUAUAGCACCGUAACCCGUGUCCACGCCACCCCUGCAGCCCCCUCUGCCACAGCACUGCCUGCCUCCCCGGUCACCCGUCGCUCCAGUGAGCCCCAGCUGUGUCCCGGAAGUGCCCCAAAGCCCCCUGCGGAGUUGGACAAGGGCCCUCAUGCAAGCCCCUCCCACACCCUCUGCAAGGCCUCCCCGUCACCAUCGCUAAGCAGCUACAGCGACCCAGACUCUGGCCACUACUGCCAGCUCCAGCCUCCCGUCCGUGGCAGCCGAGAGUGGGCAGCGGCUGAGGCCUCCAGCCGGCAGGCCAGGAGCUAUGGGGAGAAGCUAAAGGAACUGUCAGAAAAUGGGGCCCCCGAGGGGGACUGGGGUAAGACCUUCACAGUCCCCAUUGUGGAAGCCACCUCUUCCUUCAACCCGGCCACCUUCCAGUCACUACUGAUCCCCAAGGAUAACCGGCCACUGGAGGUGGGUCUUCUGCGCAAGGUCAAGGAGCUGCUGACGGAGGUGGAUGCCCGGACGCUGGCCCGGCAUGUCACCAAGGUUGACUGCCUGGUUGCUAGGAUACUGGGCGUUACCAAGGAGAUGCAGACCCUAAUGGGAGUCCGCUGGGGCAUGGAGCUGCUAACCCUCCCCCACGGCCGGCAGCUGCGACUAGACCUGCUGGAAAGGUUCCACACCAUGUCCAUCAUGCUGGCCGUGGACAUCCUGGGCUGCACGGGCUCCGCCGAGGAGCGGGCCGCGCUGCUGCACAAGACGAUCCAGCUGGCGGCCGAGCUGCGGGGGACGAUGGGCAACAUGUUCAGCUUCGCCGCGGUCAUGGGUGCCCUGGACAUGGCCCAGAUUUCCCGGCUGGAGCAGACAUGGGUGACGCUGCGACAGCGACACACAGAGGGUGCCAUCCUGUAUGAGAAGAAGCUCAAGCCUUUUCUCAAGAGCCUCAAUGAGGGAAAAGAAGGCCCCCCGCUGAGCAACACCACGUUUCCUCACGUGCUGCCGCUCAUCACCCUGCUGGAGUGUGAGUCGGCCCCAGCAGAGGGCCCCGAGCCCUGGGGCAGCACGGAGCAUGGUGUAGAGGUGGUGCUGGCCCACCUGGAGGCUGCCCGGACUGUGGCGCACCACGGAGGCCUGUACCACACCAACGCUGAGGUCAAGCUGCAGGGGUUCCAGGCCCGCCCGGAGCUCCUGGAGGUGUUCAGCACUGAGUUCCAGAUGCGUCUCCUCUGGGGCAGCCAGGGCGCCAGCAGCAGCCAGGCCCGGCGCUAUGAAAAGUUUGACAAGGUCCUCACUGCCCUGUCCCACAAACUGGAGCCUGCUGUCCGCUCCAGUGAGCUGUGACCUCCAAGGACCCAUCCCUUCUGCAGCUGCGGACAGCAUUGGGGGCAGAAGGGCACAGACCUUUCCCCAGAGCACCCCAGGGACACUGUGAUCAGCCCGAGAAUGUUCUGGGUUCAACUCCAGGAUCUCCUUUGCACCUCCAGGGUCCUGCAUGGACUCUGGGCCCCGUCCGACCACCACCACCACCACGGCUACACGUUCAUCAAGUCUUCCUUGAGGAAGAACGGGAACCCCCUGUUCCUCCCACCAGCUUCUGCUGCUCCCCUUCCUGCAGGUUCCUUGUUUUUGAGCCAUGGGAGGCUCCUCAUGCCUCCUCACUCUCCAUCUGUCCCUCACUGACACCAAGGCCUCCAUCUUGCUGUAAAUAAGCCCAUCUGUUCUGUAAAUAGAUGUACAGAAGCCACACUCUUUCUUUCAUAUAAUAAACUUUUAUGACUCUUU